Podospora anserina S mat+ is the source of this 1458-nucleotide messenger RNA. RefSeq lists its product as uncharacterized. Bases 1 to 1458 code for a protein of 485 amino acids. Lineage: Eukaryota; Fungi; Ascomycota; Sordariomycetes; Sordariales; Podosporaceae. The transcript has 3 exons. The record is from RefSeq and is a predicted model, not a curated record.
AUGCUUAGCGGUCUCUUCACAUCGACACUUACCCAGCAAGCCAUAACGUACGAUGUACGGAAAGCCCUGUCACUUCAGGCCAACGAUACCGCCAGCGUGGACAGAGCGACCACGUUUUCAACCUAUGAUGGAAACAUGUUGGCUCUUACACCGUACGACACUCUGCGAGAGCAGCGAGCCAUCUUCGAGGGGUUCUUUACCCCUUCCACCGAGAGAGUGACGGAACUGAGAGCUAAUUGCUCAUCUGGUGACUGCAUCUGGCCAGCCUACGGAAGUCUUGCCGUUUGUGGUGGUGUGGCAAACCUGUCAACAGUCAACAACCCUGCGCUCCACGACCGUCUCAGAAAGACAACUGAAAAGCGUCUUCAACUCCUUCUUCAGACCAGCAACAUCACAGCGGGCUCAGCUGGUUACGGGAACUUUUACACCGCCAUCGACAAGGUGUUUCCCGUCAUUAUUGGAUUGUUGGACGAGCCCACCGGGGCAUUCAACCAAUCGGUAACUGAUUUGAUCGUCAGCGACAGUUUCAUUGCUUAUACAGAAGAGAUGGUUAGCACUUCCUCUGACGCUGACGCAUUGACUGAGAUGAUGUCAAAGGUCAAGUACUUGGAAUUGGCGUUCUGGUGGUGUACCAAAACAUAUGAGACAGAAGUCACCCAGGGUCAGUCUGUGACAAGAGAAGUCUCGACCUUAUCGCAGGUCACCAGUGAACUAAACAACACACUGAAUGUGGCAUGGGACCCCAAGUUCUAUCCUUGCUAUUCCACGGGCCAGUGUAACGACACUUAUGGGGGGGCCGAAUUCACCUUGGAAAGGCCACCGAAUGCGGAGGAUUCUGUCGACUUUACGAUAAACGUUUGGACUUCAUUAACGGCGUCCAUGUUACUAGCGUCGACAAUGCUGGACUCGUUGCUGAUGGAUAGAACUCGAGGGGUGGUUGCUUCGAACGGUGGAGGGUCAGCUAAGGCAUUUGCCUUUUCUCUGCUGGGAGACUUCUUGACAACCGAGUUACCUCCUCCCGAAAAGCGACUCGCCGAUAUCCAGACUGUGAUGACCAAUGCGGCGCGCUCGAUGACAAACCUGCCUGAAAGCGUUGUCCAGGGCAGUGUAUACGCCCCUCAGGCGUUUGUCAGAAUUCGAUGGGAGUGGAUGGGCAUGCUUACUACGCAACUGGUGUUGACAACCCUGUUUCUCGUUCUGACUGUCGCAGCGACGUACAUGUCGCGUGUGCAGGUGAUCAAGAGCUCAAGUCUGGCGACGCUUUGCGCACUGGAUGACGAGACGCGACAGGAUAUCGGAGGUAUCGGGGAUGGCGUGGACAAGUUGGAGCAAAAGGCGAAGAAAGUGUCAGUGCGACUCGAAAGGAGCAAACAUGGUGACAUCGAGGAUUCAGCAGGUAGACCUGCUCUUUGGCUGGGGACACCAAAGCAAGAGCGUUUGGAAUCAAGGACUUGGUGA